This is a messenger RNA of Camponotus floridanus (Florida carpenter ant), 4604 nucleotides long. RefSeq names its product voltage-dependent calcium channel subunit alpha-2/delta-3 (gene stj). Gene Ontology annotation, cellular component: voltage-gated calcium channel complex. NCBI's taxonomy places the organism in Eukaryota, Metazoa, Arthropoda, Insecta, Hymenoptera, Formicidae. The record is from RefSeq and is a predicted model, not a curated record. The transcript has 19 exons. Gene Ontology annotation, molecular function: voltage-gated calcium channel activity. The coding region runs from base 550 to 4293 and encodes 1247 amino acids.
UAUGCUUCAAGAUGAUCGCAUUCAACAGAUUCAACAGUUGGGUAACGUUCUAAAUUCUUAUAUAUUAUAUGAAGAUAUAAUAGAUAUGAAAAUCUAAAAACGUGAUCCACAUUGAAUCCACUGAGUGCAACCAUUUUCUGUCAAGUCGAUCUUGCUUAACUAACAUAUAGUGAAGCAAAUUGACAGAGCACAUAUGACAGUAACAAGUACUAUUAUCAACUUCGUCUUCGACAACCAAGCGCACAAUCGAAGGACAAACGAUUUUAUUCCACUUGAUAGUCGGUGUGGUCGGCGCGUCAUCAGUUUAUCUCGUGCGCAAGCCUAGUCGAAAAAUCGAUAAACUCGAAAGGCGCAUAAACCCCGAGUGAGUCGCCACAGAGUUAGUGCUAACCGUACACGACGACGCCGUCGACGACAAGGACGAUUGACGUGAACAUCAUUGAUGUGAGACGCGAGCUUCAGUUUUGUUUAUCGUACCCUCGCGAGAACUAUCCCUCCAUCGGAGGAGCGGACCAACAAGGUGGCCAGAAAAGGUGGUCAGGGGAAGUUAUGAGGCCCUGUUUCAUUCCUAUCGUCAUCGUCCUGAUCCUGAUCGAGGCACCUGAUCGUAGUGACAGCAUUUCUAUUAAUACAGUGAAGACAUGGGGAGAGAAGCUGAGCUUCGAACUGUCACAAUUGGCCAAGUACGUGACAAAGGUGGAGAAAUUUCAAGAGAACUACAAGUCGACGACCGUUGCGCCUCGUGACGGAGCCGCCCUCGUCAUCGAGAUCGCUAAGGACAUCAAACGUAUGAUGGAGUCCAAAAUCUCGGCUAUCAAGAGAAUAAUGGACACAGCAGAGCAAUCAGCGCUAUCGUCCAUGGACGUGGAUCCACCUGAAUCCUAUAAGUUUAUUAAUGCAAAGAACAACAGCAUCGAGCUCGAAUAUAGUGCUCAUUUCGGCGGCAAUGUAAAUACCACCAAAUCAACAGUGCAUGUGCCUACGAAUGUAUACGAGCGCGCGUCAGACGUCAUCCGGGCGAUCGAGUGGUCUGAAAAGCUCGAUCCCAUCUUCGUCGACAAUUAUAACCGAGAUCCGUCAUUGUCCUGGCAGUAUUUUGGUAGUGCGUCCGGCUUCAUGCGCCAGUAUCCCGCUAUGAGUUGGUAUAUGGAUCCAGUGGAUCUGUUCGACUGCAGGACGAGGAGCUGGUACAUCGAGGCGGCUACUAGUCCCAAGGAUAUUCUCAUCUUGAUGGACACUUCUGGCAGUAUGACGGGUAUGCGGCGGGAGAUCGCCAGACACGUGAUUAACAACAUCCUCGACACUCUCGGCAACAAUGAUUUUGUCAACAUUAUCACGUUCUCUAAUGUGACUAAAGAGGUAGUUCCAUGCUUCAGUGACACUCUAGUACAGGCGAACCUGGCGAACGUGCGCGAGCUGAAACUAGCCAUCGAGAAGCUUGUUACGGAGAAGAUAGCCAACUUUUCCUUGGCUCUGACUACUGCCUUUGAACUACUUGAAACAUUUCGCACCGAGCGAGAAGGUGCCAAGUGCAAUCAGGCGAUUAUGCUGAUCACCGACGGAGUGCCAUACAACUUCAAGGAGAUCUUCGAGGCGUACAAUUGGAAGGACAAUCCGGACGAACCACUGAAGGCUGAUAUGCCCGUCAGAGUAUUCACAUAUCUAAUUGGCCGGGAAGUCGCGGAUGUGCGUGAAGUACAAUGGAUGGCUUGUGCAAACAGAGGAUAUUACGUUCAUCUAUGCACUCCGGCAGAAGUGAGAGAAGAGGUGUUAAAGUACGUACCGGUGAUGGCGAGACCUUUGGUGCUGGGUCGUACGGAUCAUCCGACUAUUUGGACACCUGUUUACGCCGACAUAACGGAUCCGAAAAUGACCGAUUGGUAUUGGGAACAGCGCGAAAAUCAGGACCAGAAGGACCGUUUUUUGUUCCACAAAAGCUUGCAGAACAAGAAGGUCGCUAACAUGGAAUACUACCAGGAUCGGCGAUUUGUGAAGAACGAGAAGCGAGGGCACGAUCAGACGAACGGAUGGCAGGAAUACAAGCUGAUGACCUCGGUCAGCAUGCCUGUGUUCGAUCAACGCGAAAACGCGACGAUGAUCGCCAAUCUCCUCGGUGUUGCCGGCACAGAUGUACCGAUCGAUGAGAUCCAAAAGCUGAUGAUGCCACACAUGCUCGGCGUCAAUGGUUAUGCUUUCAUCGUCACCAACAAUGGUUUUAUUCUGAUUCAUCCCGAUCUCCGGCCAGUGUUCAAGGGCAUCUUAAAGCCAGCGUAUAACAGCGUCGAUAUGGCGGAGGUCGAAUUAAUGGACUCAGACAGAGGCCCCAGGGAAUUCGAUGAAGGAAUCAUUAUGCUUCGCAACGACGUGGUGAAUCAGACAAAUGGUAGCGUGACGCUUCAUACAAAGUAUCAUUAUGACGAUAUGAAACGCGUCGGCAGAGUAAAGAGAAAAUAUGAUUAUAUGGGAAUCACGGACACACCAUUCACGGUGGUGGUCAGCUUGCCCGAAUACGAGCACACCGGAAGUUAUCGCGUACAUGAUAUCGAAGAAAUACAUCGCUCUCACGCUAAAGAAAAAUACUUCUGGCGUGUAGAGGAUGAUUACCGUGUCGACUUUAACAAACAAAAUGCUACCUCUCAUAAAUUAUUCGGGAAAAACGUAACAGAUUACUUCGCGGGUAGUAAUUGGCGGGUGCACCCUGAUUGGAUGUACUGCAAGUACCACUACGAGGGUGAACAUAAGUUCAACACCUCGGAGAUGCAGCUCCUACAUUUUCUGGAGCGUGCCCGCCAACCAGGCUGGAAGUGGAUCGAGAGUAAGUGGCGAUCCCAGCCGCCGGAAAAGUCCGCUUCAGCUUCUAGUCAUAAUUCUCAUACUAACCCCUCCAAGACCGACAAGAACUCAUACUACUGCGACAGAAAUUUACUGCUCAGUCUGGUAUACGAUGCGAAGAUGACCGAGUGGUUUACUCAACAAAGCAUAGUAACCAGUAAUCAUGAUGAAUCAGGACCUUUAGCUAGGCUGAUGACACAGAUGCCCAGGAAGGAUUUCAAACAACGUUUCGGGGUGAUUCUGGCGUUCGUAGCCACGCGCAGCGGGCUGACCAGAUGGCAGGACUUGGAAGAGGAUGUACCGCUACCAAAUGAUCAUUUCAGCAAGCUGUAUCCUCGAGCCAUCGAUGAGGUGUGGUACAAACGAGCAGUCGAGCAAUAUUACGUGAAUCCGGACAACUUUGUUUUCUCCAUUCCAAUCGAUGAGGAAGGUGUCGACAACACUACUCUGGUCACUGUCAGUCGUGCGAUAUUCAUUGGACAAGAGGAGAAGAAGAAGGCGCCGGUCGCGGUGGUCGGUUUCCAGUUCCAGCAAACUGUCUUGCAAUCGUAUUUGCAGAACAUAACAUUUAGCUGCGGGGAAAGCACCAAUUGUUACAAACAUUGCGGCGAUGAUGCCUGGACAUGUUACUUGAUUGACAAUAACGGUUACAUAGUUGCUGCCAAGGAUGAAACGGACACCGGUAAAUUCUUCGGUGAAGUCAGAGGUUCUAUAAUGAUUAGCUUGGUCAAAGAGGGUGUCUUUGAGAGAAUAAAGAUCUUCGACUAUCAAGCAGUAUGCUUCAAGAAUACGCAGUCCAACAACGCUGGCAAUGAAUUAUUCACACCGUGGAAACAUCUUCGGAAGACAUUGUCGUGGUUGAUCAGUCAAGCCGCUUGGCUCUGGGCAAAGACGGGCAUAUUGGAGCCUGAUUAUGCGGGGGCGUACGGCUAUGCCAAUGACGAGGAAACCGUUCACGAUGAUCACGACGAUCAUGAAAACCAAGAAAAAUCUUCAGCUGAUUCAAAGGACGAGAGAACCAUCAACCAAGAUAGUGUUUUGAUCAAUCGUACACGUUUAGAAGUGUGCGAUCAAGAGGUAGAUCUGUAUUUGCGCAACACCUCGUUCGACAUGUACGACGUGGGUGCGGACGAGUGCAUACGACCGUAUAUGAUACAGCCGCUGAACUUAACCAAUUUGCUACUAGUGGUGGUGAACAUUGGAUGCGGCGACACAGCAUCGUCGAUAUUAAGCAUUACUCCCGAGGAAGUCGCCUACGGAAACAACACUCUGGUCUGCCAGAAAGCGAUAAUGAACCUCAAGCGAAAGCGACCGCAAUCCUGCAUACGUACGCAUCUUCGUGAGAGCGAGAUCAAGGAUCAGUGCGGCCUGGCGACGAACAUUAGAUCAAAUCUGUGUCUCCUGGUGCUGACAUUGUUGCUGACAUGUGCGCUGGCUAAAAAGAGAGUCGUCCUUCUUUAAGAUGAAGCUGAAUUCACAGCCAACAAUCGGUGUCAAAUUAAUUGAUACUUAUAUUCGCCGCGAAUCGAACUCUCGACUGUCGCCUUGUGUAAUCCGAAUGAAACCUCGCUUGAUGAGCGUAUAUGAAUAUUUGUACUUUUCACGUUUUCUUCGACGAUCGGGGUUGCUACAUUAUAAAUUCGAUUUUCCAUCUAAUUUCUCGUUGAUUUUUUCAGUCAAUAAGUCAUUUUUGUGCAAUUCGAAAUUCCUGAUUAUGAUUAUAUUUACUUUAACAAAAUUUGAGUAAAUAGGGAAAAAUAAUGAAAGUAAAA